GCUCGAUCGAUCGAUUCGCUUCCGCGAUGUUGCGCGCGAGCUCGCGAUGUCGCGGCGUGUUCAUCGCUUCGUCAUCCUCGUCGUCGGCGCGCGCCUCUUCCAUCACCGACGCGUCGACGCGCGUCGACGCGCUCUCGUCACCGGCGUCGUCGACGAACGCGAUCGGGUUCGUUCGCGCGCGCGGCGUGCGUUCCGCGAGCGAUACCGCCGGCGCGAGCGCGAGCGUGGCCUCGAGCGGCGCGCGCGCGAUCGCGCUCGGACGCGGCGCGCGCGCGAUCGCGCCCGGACGGGACGUCGCGAGCGCGGCGCGAGGGUUCGCGUCGGCGGCGGCGAACGCCGGAAACGUGUACGACAUCGACGACGACGCCGUGGCGACGCUGCUGCCGGAGAUCUCCAGCGUGAAAGCGUUGACGGCGGCGUUUACGUUUGCGAAUCAGACCAAGGGCGCGGCCGAGCGUGGCGAUGGAAAGCGCGGGGCGAAGACGGCGGCGAGACGUUUGAUGGCGAGAGCCAGCGACGACGCGCUGCAAGAGGCGACCACUUCGCACAGGCGCGUGGACGUUCGGGGAUCUAGAGGUAGCGGUAAGAGUGUGGCGUUGGCGCGGUUGGUCAUGCGCGCGCGCGCCGAUGGGUGGGUCGUCGCGUACGUCCCGGAUGGUUUAGAGCUCACGAGGUUGAGCUACUUUAGCAAGAGUACGAAGGAAGGUUGCGAUGGACUGUGGGAAACGCCCGAUUGCGCGAUGCGGCUGUUGCAACACAUCGCCAACGCGGCGAACGAGAGCGUGUUAAAGUCCGUGAAGGUUAAGGGGGUGACGCUCAAGGAUGAAAACGCGCCGAAGAAGAGCCGCGGAAAAAAAUCCAAGGAUGCGGCCGACGCGCCCGAGGCGGACGCCAAGCCCAAGGCGAGCGCGGAAAUGAACUUAUUCGACUACGCAAAAGCGGGUUCGACCGAUCCGGAAAUAGCUGUCGACUGCGCGCUCGUGGUGUUGAAUGAGCUGAGAGCGCUCGCGAAGAACGGCGACGGGAAAGUCAUGUUCGUCGUCGAUCAGUACAAUGCGCUAUUCGGGCCGUCCGACAUGCAUGAGGUCACCGGACCGAGGUCUAGAAAGAAUAUUCCCGCGAAAAGUCUGCGUUUGGCGCGCGCGGUAAUCGAAACCGUGGACUCGGCGUGCGACGAAGACGCGAGGCACGUCGCCGUCACGGCGGCGUCUCACUCCGUCGGUGUUUCCAAAUCGAACACCGAACAGUCGCUGCCGGACGAACUGGGGUCCUCGACCGUCGUUACAGUGGAGACGCCGCGAUUCAACACCGAUGAAAUCGCGACCAUCCUUCGCGAGUACAAGGCUGCCGGAAUCGUCAAAGCCGUCGUCGACGAGCAAACCGUCGCGGCGAUGAAAGCGCUGACGAACGGCAAUCCGCGAGAGAUUCAGUCCAUCGCGUCCACGUUGCUGCGUUAG
Molecule: messenger RNA, 1457 nt
Organism: Ostreococcus lucimarinus CCE9901
Lineage: Eukaryota; Viridiplantae; Chlorophyta; Mamiellophyceae; Mamiellales; Bathycoccaceae
Exons: 1
Coding region: 27-1457 (476 amino acids)
Cellular component (GO): mitochondrial small ribosomal subunit
Molecular function (GO): structural constituent of ribosome
Source: RefSeq, a predicted model, not a curated record